ACUUUGUCAAAACCACAAAUUCUUCCUCUAAUAACAAAGUGCCAUGUCUGAACCCGCCAAAUAAAUCUAUUCAUAAUGAAUGGGUUACAAAAAUAUCUUGCAUAAUCACUUAGUGUCAUUCCAAUAACUGGCAUUUAUUAAAGUGCACCUAUUGUGGUUUUUCAAAUAUUACCUUUCAUGUAGUGUGUUAUAGAGCUGUUUGUGAACGUAAAAAAAACAUCUGCAAAGCUUCAAAAAAUCAAAGUGCACGACAAACGGAGUUAUUGACUCCAAAAAGAAGGAACCGAUUCUGAACAGCUGAAAUGAGUCGUUAAUAAUUCUACAUAGUACUAACCUACAUAGGUUUGUAACAAAAAGCCCCGCCUCUGGUCUUCAUUGUCUGUGGUAGACCAAUCACAACAGACUAGGACAUCUGACCAAUCAGAGUAGAGUAUGCUCUCUGAAAGGAGGAGUUUAGAAUGAAUCCUUUAGAGCGGAUCAUUUAACGAGUAGUUCGUGACACUGUGGGGGAAAAAAAAGGUAAUGCUGCAGUUUAAAUUAUGUGGAUUAUUAUUAAAGGGUUUUUUGACCUUGGAUGCAUGUAAAUCUAUUGUAUGAGACCUUUAAAACAAAACUAGGCAUGUUUCAAAACAAUAAUACGUGCACUUUAAGUAAUUUUGCUGGCAUGGUUUGGGUCCUCUUCUCCUCUUAGACAGAAGCAUGACUGCAAAUCAACACAAAGUUCUUCUUAUCUUUUGAUGAAACAUUUCUAUCCUGGUUGGAGUACUCUUGUCCAGGAUGACUCCACCCCCAUCCACAGGGCAUGAGGUUUCACUGAAUGGUUUGAUGAGGAUGAAAUUGAUGUAAGUUAUAUGCUAUGGCCUUUACAGUCACCAGAUCUCAACUCAGUUGAACACCUAUUGGAGAUUUUUGGACUGGCAUGUUAGACAGCACUCUACCACCAUCAUCAGAGUAUCAACUUAGGGAAUAUCUUUCGGAAAAUGGUGUUCAUCACUCCAGUACAAUUGCAGAGAUGUGUAGCAUCAAUGCCAACAGAGGAGACAUGAUUUCCCACAACUGCAGCAUUAAGGAUUUCAAGGAGUCCGUGUUCCCCACCGCCUACCUUCUCGUCUUUAUUCUGGGUCUCGUAGGCCACUUGGUCUCCAUGUAUGUCUUCUUCAGAGUGUGGAGGAAGAAGAGGUAUCUGACUACGGUCAACCAGUUCAUGGUUAAUCUGCUGGUGUCGGAUCUUAUGCUGGUGUGCUCAUUGCCCUUCAGGGCUUCUUACUACCUGUCUGGCUCUACUUGGAUUUUUGGCCCGGUGGCCUGCAGGCUCCUAUUCUACAUCUUCUACCUGAACAUGUACACAUCGAUCUACUUCUUGGUGUCCCUAAACAUCAUGCGGUAUUUGGCACUGAUUCAGCCAUACCGCUAUAAACACUUGCAAAAAUGGUGUAACGGACACCUGGUUUGUCUGUUAAUCUGGCUAUUCGUGGCGCUGACCUCCAGUCCUUUGCUGCUUUUGAGACGGCACACAAAUUCUAGCACAGACAUAGCUCAACAAUGCAUGGAGCUACGAAACAGCAACCAAACCAUCCAGCAUUUAAUCAUUAUGAACAAUGCAACUCUGUCUGUGGGCUUUCUGCUGCCUUUGGUGUGCAUCUUGUGGUGCUCCGUGUUUGUAGCCUAUAGAUUAUGGAAGCCUGGUCCAUCGCAGCGGAGAGUCGACAUCUCGAGGAAAAAAGCCUUCGCUUUGGUCAUCAUCAGCCUCAGCUUCUUCAUCAUCUGCUUUUUGCCAUAUCAUGUCAUGCGGACAGUCUUUUUACACACGGAGUUGGAUGUGAGCAAUAACAAGAUUGGCGACUCCUGUGAGACCCUCUGGCAAGUGCGUAAAGCCGCAGUGGUGACGCUUUGUUUGUGUGUAUCCCACAGCUGCCUGGAUCCCAUCCUGUUCUUUUUUGUCGGAGAAAAUUUCAGAACUUUCUUUGCAAAGCUGCUGAGGAAAAAGAAAACACAUACUGACAACAAAAAAAGGAUCCAGAAGGGGGCAGAGUUGCAGAACCUGCAGAAAUGAGACUCAAUAACAACAGGAGAAGUUCAAUUGCCUCAUCGAUUUGCAUAGGACAGCUGCACAUCAGAGGUGUUUUUGUUUUGUUUUGUUUUUUGGCUCAGUAUCUGUGUUUAUUUUUUACAGAAUAUUUGCAAGAUUUAAAUCAUCAUGUGUGAUGAUAUCAUGUAACUCUAAAGGUUAUGUUCAAGAACUGUUACAUCAUCCAAACUUUCACUAAUGUAUUUGACAGGUUAUAAAAAUCUCAUUUAUAUUGAUGCUUAUAAAACAUUUCUUUAUUGACAAACUAUUAUUACAUAAAAUGCUGUAUAUAUGCUUAACAUAUUGGAAUGUAGGAACAAAUAUUCAUACUGGAAACCUGGAAUUUUUUAUUAUUUUUUUUAACCUUUUUCUGGAGAAAUGCUCAAUAAGUGAAAUAAAGAAAAAUAAUUAAUAUUUAAAGUGUCAACAUAAAUUCACAGCACAUUUGCCUCACACUUCCGGGGUUGGGGGUUUGAAUCCCACCUCUGCCCUGUGUGUGCGGAGUUUACAUGUUCUCCCUGAACCUGUGGGGGUUUCCUCCGGGUACUCUGGUUUCCUCCUCAGUCCAAAGAAAUGCGCUGUAGGCAGAUUGGCAUCUCUAAAUUGUCUGUAGUGUGUGAAUGUGUGUGUGUGAUUUUGCUGUAUUGGCAGACUCCCCGUUACCCUGUGUAGGAUAAUUGACAAGGGUGUUAGCUGACAAGACUGUUAGUCUUCCGGGGCUGAACCCAGAUUCUUCUCCAUCACAAAAAAAAUUCAAAAUAUCCUUCUAAAUAAACUGUUUUUUUCUUGCACGUGACAGCUAAUUUCUUAAAAUGUGAAACAAUUUGACAAAUCAUAAAAUUUCAUAUUAUCACUGUGUGCAGGACUA
Molecule: messenger RNA, 2936 nt
Organism: Ictalurus furcatus (blue catfish)
Lineage: Eukaryota; Metazoa; Chordata; Actinopteri; Siluriformes; Ictaluridae
Gene: cysltr2a
Product: cysteinyl leukotriene receptor 2a
Exons: 2
Coding region: 920-2053 (377 amino acids)
Biological process (GO): G protein-coupled receptor signaling pathway
Cellular component (GO): plasma membrane
Molecular function (GO): G protein-coupled receptor activity
Source: RefSeq, a predicted model, not a curated record